Molecule: messenger RNA, 1487 nt
Organism: Amoebophrya sp. A25
Lineage: Eukaryota; Dinophyceae; Syndiniales; Amoebophryaceae
Source: the annotation of a GenBank genome assembly
GACCUAGCAAAUCGAAGUAUGUAAUUAGAAGAGAGGACAGACCGAAUGCCUGCCGUCCUAGAAGUACAUGCUGCUCGAGUGCCAUACCUUUGAUUGAUGUAGCAACAAGAAUGACUACAUCACAGGCCUCUCAUCAUCCUUCGCCAUUAGUGGUUCGAUUGAACGCUCGACAGACGAUCGAUUGGACGACAAGCGGUUCCCAGCCCUUCGAGGCAGCUCAUGACUUUCGCAUCUUUCUCUCUCCUGGAUUGCAGGAAUCUUCGGAGGAGCGCGGCGACUAUGAGGAAGUAGGGAAAAAUGUCGACGCCGGUGCUGAAGGCGCUGAUGAUGGUGAGUCACAGGAAGGAGCAGGUGCUGACGACGGCGAGCUACAACAUCAAGGUACCAACCCCAAGGAUGCUAACAAUGUCGAAGAACAGCCAAGGAGGAACAAACUUCCAGACGCAGCAAGAACGUCAUUGUUGGAGAGUGAGAAAAUGGAGGAAGCUGAUGAAGUCGAGCAUGCGAUUGAGCGCGCAGAGGCAGCUGACAACGAGACGGAGGCUGACGAUCCACCUGACAUGAUGAUAGGUCACGAAGAGGAGCAGGCGCAAGUAGAAGGAGAAACAAAGACUCGGGGAAUCGAUGGAGGUGUUGGAGAGGAGGCUGUGGAGCCAUCUGCGACGGGGAUUCCGAAGAAAGCCUUCGUCAGCUAUCCAGGACGCCGAGAGCAAGCAAAGCAGGGCACGACAGGUGAUGGAGACGUGGCUUUCUUACCGUGUACAAGCGCGGUAAAAGGCAAGAACAGCAGGUGGACAUCGGACGCGGGCCGUGGACAUGGUUCCGCAGAAGAAGCGGAAGAGGAGGACAUGGACAGUCCGAGUGGGCAGCAAGAUUUGUCCGCAAACGCGACAGCCAAUACUUCUGGGAACGUCGACAAGUACGACGAUGCGAAUGGCUCAUGCAGUCUUUCUUUUCCGAAGUAUUUGAAGCUCCAGAACCAGAACUCGCAAUUGUCAACACUUUGCGAGACACAUGCUGAAGGCGAGGCAGACUGCGAAGGAACAGUACUAGGACAAGGUAAAAAUACGCCAACACUUCGGUGUCGGUGGAAGGAUGGAGCGUGCUUUCAUCCUCAAGCAGACUCGUUUCAAUGUCGAUGGAGAGGCGAAGAUACCUGCGUCAGCGCAACAGCUGGGAAUCCACUGGAGCAGCGAUGUACUUGGCUCAAAUCUUCGCCAAAACAAGGGAGAUGUAUGUUGGAGGAAUUUGCAGUAUUUGAGAGAGCCAAAAAAAUCUGUUCAGAAUUAGCUUCUGGUUCUGAAUGCAAAGCCGUACCAGAAUGCGAGUGGAAGAGAGGGACACGGAGAUGGACUGCUGGUGGACGAGGACAGACUUCAUCGAGUAGCGUAGCUGAGCUGGAAGGACACGAUCAUGAUCUGCAUGCUCGCUCCUUCGUAGAAACGUUGGGCGCAAUCGACCUUGACGCGGAUCUCAACGCACCACCC